CCAAGCCCCUCCCCCUGCCCAAACACCCCCCCACACACACUCCCUUCUACCCCGCGGGCUGGCCGGCCCCCUCCGCUCCCCUCCUGCUGCCCUCUCGCUGGUUCCCAGCUCGGCUUGCUCGCUCACUCGCUUGCUGCUCCCUCUGCUCCGCUGCAGCUGCAGCGGGGCCAGCCCGGGGGCCCCAGGUUGUAGGACAAUCUGGGACAACUUCACCCAGCCUUCUCGGUCCGAACUCGCCAGCCCCCUGUGAAUGAGCUUGGUAGAACCCAUGGGUGCCUAGUGGUGGCGGGGAUCCGGGGGGCAGGCGCCCCCUUCCCCAUCCUGUGUGCCCCCAGGAGCCCAGCUGGAAAACGGGGUGAGUGAGGCCACAUUCUCCGACCUCCUCCCCCGAGAACUUGGAUGCUGCGUGUUUGGGGACGCUGCCCCGUCUGAAGGUCGGCUCAGGGUCUCGCAGCACCGGGGCUGAGGGGGCCAUCGCCUCUCGAGGUCGGAGGUCAGAGCUUGCUGCCAAGAAUGAGGCCCUCCCGUUGCCCUGGCAUGUCUUUGGUCAUCAGCCCUCUGGGUCUCCUUAUGGCCCUGCUUCUGGGCUGUAUGGCUGAAGAAUCCCCCAGGUUCAUCAAGGAGCCCCGGGAUCAGAUUGGGGUGUCAGGUGGUGUGGCUUCCUUCGUUUGCCAGGCCACUGGAGACCCCAAGCCACGGGUGACUUGGAACAAGAAAGGCAAGAAGGUGAACUCCCAGCGGUUUGAGACAAUUGAGUUUGAUGAAAGUGCUGGUGCGGUUCUUCGGAUCCAGCCCCUGAGGACCCCCCGGGACGAGAACGUGUAUGAAUGUGUGGCUCAGAACCCCAUCGGGGAGAUCACCGUGCACGCUAAGCUCACUGUCCUCCGAGAGGACCAGCUGCCCCCUGGCUUUCCCAACAUCGACAUGGGCCCCCAGCUGAAGGUGGUAGAGCGCACAAGGACCGCCACCAUGCUUUGUGCAGCCAGUGGAAACCCGGAUCCUGAAAUCACCUGGUUCAAAGAUUUCCUCCCAGUGGACCCAAGUACCAGCAAUGGCAGGAUCAAACAGCUGAGAUCAGAAAGUACUCCGAUCCGAGGUGCCCUGCAGAUCGAGAGCAGCGAAGAGACGGACCAAGGGAAAUACGAGUGUGUGGCCAGCAACAGCGCGGGAGUGCGCUACUCGUCCCCGGCUAACCUAUAUGUGAGAGUACGCCGGGUGGCCCCCCGUUUCUCCAUCCUGCCUGUCAGCCACGAGAUUAUGCCUGGAGGUAACGUCAACAUCACCUGUGUGGCCGUGGGCUCCCCCAUGCCCUACGUCAAGUGGAUGCAGGGGGCCGAGGACCUGACCCCCGAGGAUGACAUGCCUGUUGGGCGUAAUGUCCUGGAGCUCACCGAUGUCAAGGACUCAGCCAACUAUACAUGCGUGGCCAUGUCCAGUCUGGGUGUCAUCGAGGCCGUGGCACAGAUUACAGUGAAGUCCCUCCCCAAGGCCCCUGGAACCCCAGUAGUGACAGAGAAUACGGCCACCAGCAUCACCAUCACAUGGGACUCAGGCAAUCCUGACCCCGUGUCCUAUUAUGUCAUUGAGUACAAGUCCAAGAGCCAGGAUGGCCCUUAUCAGAUCAAAGAGGACAUCACCACCACCCGCUACAGCAUUGGGGGCCUCAGCCCCAACUCGGAGUAUGAGAUCUGGGUGUCGGCCGUCAACACCAUAGGACAGGGUCCUCCCAGCGAGUCAGUAGUGACCCGGACCGGGGAGCAAGCCCCGGCCAGCGCCCCCCGAAAUGUGCAGGGCCGCAUGCUCAGCGCCACCACCAUGAUCAUCCAGUGGGAGGAGCCAGUGGAACCCAAUGGCCUGAUCCGUGGCUAUCGUGUCUAUUACACCAUGGAGCCUGACCACCCUGUUGGGAACUGGCAGAAGCACAAUGUGGAUGACAGUCUCCUGACUACCGUGGGCAGUCUGUUAGAGGAUGAGACCUACACGGUCCGAGUCCUGGCCUUCACCUCUGUGGGUGAUGGACCCCUCUCGGAUCCCAUCCAGGUCAAAACGCAGCAGGGAGUACCUGGACAGCCCAUGAACUUCCGGGCAGAAGCUAAGUCAGAGACCAGCAUCAGCCUGACCUGGAGUGCUCCUCGGCAGGAGAGUAUAGUGAUGUAUGAGCUACUCUACCGGGAAGGAGACCAUGGCAAAGAGGUAGGGAAAAACUUUGGACCUACCACCUGGUUCAUCGUGGAGGACCUGAAGCCCAAUACUGAGUACACCUUCCGCCUGGCAGCCCGCUCUGCACAAGGCCUGGGGGCCUUCACCUCGGAGGUCAGGCAGCGCACUCUCCAGUCUAAACCGUCCGCCCCCCCUCAAGACGUAAAAUGCGUCAGCACCAGAUCCACGGCCAUUCUGGUAAGUUGGCGCCCGCCGCCCGCCGAGAGCCAAAACGGUGACCUAGCGGGCUACAGCGUGCGCUACCGAGCCCUGGAUUCUGAGGACCCACAUCCCCGGGAGGUGAAGCAGAUUCCCCCCAGCACCACGCAGAUCCUCCUGGAGUCCCUGGAGAAGUGGACUGAGUACCGCAUCACCGCGGUGGCCCACACGGCCGUGGGACCAGGGCCCGAGAGCUCGCCCAUCAUCAUCCGCACCGACGAAGAUGUGCCCAGUGCGCCCCCUCGGAAGGUGGAGGUGGAGGUGCUGAACUCCACAGCCAUCAGGGUGCUGUGGCGCUCGCCUGUCCCCAGUCGGCAACAUGGACAGAUCCGAGGCUACCAGGUCCACUACGUCCGCAUGGAGAACGGCGAGGCCAAGGGGCUGCCCCAGAUCAAGGACGUCAUGCUGGCCGAUGCCCAGUGGGAAACAGAUGAUACAGCCGAAUACGAGAUGGUCAUCGAUAAGCUGCAGCCUGAGACCUCGUACUCCGUCACUGUGGCAGCCUAUACUAUGAAGGGUGACGGUGCGCGCAGCAAACCCAAGCUGGUGGUGACCAAGGGAACAGUCCUGGGCAAGCCCAGUCUCUCCGUGCACCAGACCCUGGACAACAGCCUGCAGGUGCGCUGGGAGCCAGCCCCGGGGUCCGAGGGCCAGGUCCUAGGCUACCGGCUGCAGUUUGGCCGGAAGGACGUGUCCCCCUUAGCCACCCUGGAGUUCCCAGCCUCAGAGGACCAAUAUACCGCCACCAGCAUCCACAAAGGGGCCACGUACGUGUUCAAGCUGGCCGCUAAGAGCCGGGCGGGCUUCGGGGAGGAGGCGGCCCAGGAGCUCAGCAUCCCCGAGGACGUGCCGCAAGGCUACCCGCACAUCCUGGAGGCUGGCAACGUGUCGGCAGCCUCGGUCCAGUUCCGCUGGCUGCCCCCCGUGCCGGCCGAGAGGAACGGGGCCAUCGUCAAGUACACCGUGGCCUUCCGAGAGGCCGGCGCGGCGGGGCCGCCCGUGGAGACGGAGCUUCCCGCAUCACCAGAUAACUCGUUCACCUUGCAAGGCCUCAAGCCCAACACAGCCUAUGAUGUUAAAAUCCGUGCCCACACGAGUCAGGGCCCCGGGCCCUACAGCCCCACUGUCCGCUAUCGGACAUUCCUCCCGGACCAAGUCUCGCCCAAAAACUUCAAGGUGAAGAUGGUGAUGAAGACCUCGGUCCUGCUGAGCUGGGAAUUCCCUGAAAACUAUAACUCCCACACGCCCUACAAGAUCCAGUACAAUGGGCUCAACAUUGACGUGGAUGGUCGCACCACCAAGAAACUCAUCACCAACCUCAAGCCCAGCACCUUCUACAACUUCGUGCUGACCAACCGCGGGAACAGCAUGGGCGGCCUGCAGCAGACGGUCGCCGCCUGGACAGCCUUCAACAUGCUGAGCUCCAAGCCCGCCAUCACCCACAAGCCCGAGGCAGACGGCCGCGUGCUGGUGCAGCUCCCCGACGGCCAGAGCCCCGUGCCCGUCCAGAGCUACUUCAUCGUGGUAGUGCCUUUGCGGAAGACCCGGGGAGGCCAGUUCCUGAAUCCCCCGGCCAGCCCAGAGGACAUGGACCUCGAAGAGCUCAUCCAGGACAUCUCAAGGCUGCACCGGCGGAGCCUGCGCCAUUCCCGCCAGCUGGACUCCCCCAAGCCCUACAUCGCCGCCCGCUUCUACUCUCUGCCCUCGCGCUUCGAGCUGGGUGACCAGAGACACUACAGCGGCUUCGACAACAAAGGCCUCGAGGCCGGCCAGAGAUACGUCUUCUUCGUCCUGGCCGUGCUGCAGAAGACGGAGCCCACAUUCGCGGCCAGCCCUUUCUCCGACCCCAUCCAGCUGGACAAUCCUGACCCACAGCCCAUCAUCGACGGGGAGGAGGGCCUCAUCUGGGUCAUCGGGCCUGUCCUGGCUGUCGUCUUCAUCAUCUGCAUCGUGAUCGCCAUUCUUCUGUACAAGAACAAACGGAAGGACUCGGAGCCACGCACCAAAUGCCUGCUGAACAACGCAGACCUCGCCCCACACCACCCGAAGGACCCCGUGGAAAUGAGGCGCAUCAAUUUCCAGACACCAGAUUCUGGCCUCAGCAGCCCCCUCAGUGACCCCGAGUUUCACUUUGAAAGUAUGCUCAGCCACCCUCCCAUCCCCAUCACCGAGAUGGCUGAGCACACAGAGCACCUCAAAGCCAAUGACAACCUGAAGUUAUCCCAGGAGUACGAGUCUAUUGACCCUGGACAACAAUUCACAUGGGAGCACUCUAAUCUGGAGGUGAAUAAGCCCAAGAAUCGUUAUGCCAACGUCAUCGCCUAUGACCACUCUCGGGUCAUCCUUCUCCCCAUGGAAGGCAUCGUGGGCAGCGAUUACAUCAACGCCAACUACAUAGACGGUUAUCGAAAGCAAAACGCAUACAUCGCCACCCAGGGGCCCCUGCCGGAGACCUUUGGCGACUUCUGGCGCAUGGUGUGGGAGCAGCGCUCGGCCACUGUGGUCAUGAUGACCAAGCUGGAGGAGAAGUCCCGGAUCAAGUGUGACCAGUACUGGCCCAGCCGGGGCACAGAGACCUACGGUGUGAUCCAGGUCACCCUGCUAGACACCAUUGAGCUGGCCACGUUCUGCGUCCGGACCUUCUCCCUGCACAAGAACGGCUCCAGUGAGAAGCGUGAAGUACGCCAGUUCCAGUUCACGGCGUGGCCAGACCAUGGCGUCCCCGAGUACCCGACCCCCUUCCUGGCCUUCUUGAGAAGAGUGAAGACCUGCAACCCGCCCGACGCAGGCCCCAUUGUGGUACACUGCAGUGCCGGCGUGGGCCGGACGGGCUGCUUCAUCGUCAUAGACGCCAUGCUGGAGCGCAUCAAGCCCGAGAAGACCGUGGACAUCUACGGCCACGUGACCCUCAUGCGCUCCCAGCGCAACUACAUGGUCCAGACCGAGGACCAGUACAGCUUCAUCCACGAUGCCCUUCUGGAAGCCGUUGCCUGUGGCAACACCGAGGUCCCCGCCCGCAACCUCUACUCCUACAUCCAGAAGCUGGCCCAGGUGGAGACCGGCGAGCACGUCACGGGCAUGGAGCUGGAGUUCAAGAGGCUGGCCAACUCCAAAGCCCACACGUCCCGCUUCAUCAGUGCCAACCUGCCCUGUAACAAGUUCAAGAACCGUCUGGUGAACAUCAUGCCCUACGAGAGCACCCGUGUGUGCCUGCAGCCCAUCCGCGGCGUCGAGGGCUCUGACUACAUCAACGCCAGCUUCAUUGACGGCUACCGGCAGCAGAAGGCCUACAUCGCCACCCAGGGGCCCCUGGCAGAGACCACCGAGGACUUCUGGAGGAUGCUGUGGGAGAACAACUCCACCAUCGUGGUGAUGCUCACCAAACUGCGCGAGAUGGGCCGGGAGAAAUGUCACCAGUACUGGCCAGCAGAACGGUCGGCACGCUACCAGUACUUUGUGGUGGACCCCAUGGCCGAGUAUAACAUGCCCCAGUACAUCCUGCGGGAGUUCAAGGUCACCGACGCCCGGGAUGGUCAGUCCCGGACUGUCCGCCAGUUCCAGUUCACAGACUGGCCAGAGCAAGGUGUGCCAAAGUCCGGCGAAGGCUUCAUUGACUUCAUCGGCCAAGUGCACAAAACCAAGGAGCAGUUUGGCCAGGACGGGCCCAUCUCUGUCCACUGCAGUGCUGGCGUGGGCAGGACUGGGGUCUUCAUCACGCUCAGCAUCGUCCUGGAGAGGAUGCGCUACGAGGGGGUGGUGGACAUCUUCCAGACGGUGAAGAUGCUACGGACACAACGGCCGGCCAUGGUGCAGACGGAGGACGAGUACCAGUUCUGCUAUCAGGCUGCUCUUGAGUACCUCGGAAGUUUUGACCACUAUGCAACAUAAAAAGCCAUCCCUCCCCACGCCACCACGGCCCGGACGGCACGGACGCUCCCCCUUCCCACGCGAGGAAGGGGCCUCCAACCGAUUACCACAAACCGAACCCAACAAGUACCUUUUAAUUUGGACACCACGGCGAGAGCGCGGGGGAGGGGGCGGGCGAGGGGGGCGGCCCCCCUCCCCCGGCAGGCUCAGCCAGGGGGCCUCGCUUCGGGAAGGCCGCAGCAUGAACUCAAGGCGCCGAGGCCGGCCUGAGCUGCGGGGGCUCCUUACCUCAAGCCGGCUCUGGGGCCCAGGCCACCCUGCCCCUCCCCCACGCCCCGGGGAGGGGCACAGUCGCUUGGGUCCCAUUCUUCAAAGUUUGGUUUCUUUGUUAAUCUGGUCGGCCAUUUCUAGGGGAAGCCAGCCCCCACCGCCACUCACGCACGCAGAGCCCCGCCGCAGCCCUGAGCCAACAACCACACCGACUUACAGCGCAGCGCAGGGGAAGAGACUCGUUAUGACACGGCCCCGCCCUCCCGGGGUGCUGGGGUCCUAUCACCCUUUUGAAUACUUGGAACAUUCCUCAUUUCCUUUUUGAUUCCAAAAAAAAAAAAGUUCUUUCUGGAAAGAUUGAGAAAAAGACACGGGGGGAGGGGCAGCGCGGCUUCCCUGCCCGCGGGACCUGAGGGGGUGGGGCGGGGCACAGGAGCUGCGGAGGCCAGCCCAUGGGCUCUGGCCUCGGAGUCUCUGGCAGACUGCCCCUCCUCCCUCCCACCACAGCCUCCUAACCCUAGCAUUUGGACUAGAAGAAACUAGGAUCCAUCACUUUGCAGGUGGGGCGGAAGCCUGCGGCCGGCAGAGGCUGCCUCCACCACCCCGCUGCCGCCGCCACGCUGGCCCCGCCCCCUCGGGAUAAGCAGGAGGUCUCCGAAGGGGUCCCAACCCCCCUCCCAGCCGUCAGAUCCAUCGGGAAAGGGCAGAGCCUCGGCCCUGCGCUGUGAGCGGCUUUCUUUAACGUAUCGAUGUAACUGUAACCAGUGACAUUACCGUUUUUUUUUAAAUAGUGUAUUUUUUCCUUUUUUUAAAAAAACAACUGACAGAAUAUGAGUCAAUGAAUUUAAAAGAAAAUUUGCUUAUUCAUAUUACGUUCAAAGACAGUCUAUUUUUUCACGGUAGAAACGUUCUGUGUACUGGCUGUGAUUAUCUACGAGAUUACGUGCGAAUCGCUACUUCUGCAUAUGCUUUUCUACCAUUGGAAAGGUCCAACUCGCUCAUGUAAGAAUGAACUGUCCUUGUUUUGUUUUUAAAUUAAAUCUCAGACAUAUCAGGCACGGUUCCAAGCGCGGGGAGGCCGGGAGAAGGCCAGACAGCAGGCCCCCUCCUCUUUUUAGCUCCCCCGCCAGGACCAGACGCCCACCAGCGGCAGGAGGGAUGGUACCUUCUGCCCUGGCAGCCCCCCUUUCCCCAGCCUGGCAGGUGCCCCUGGCCGAAGCCAGACAUCCAGGAGCAACCACUUAGGUGCCCGUAGGCCCUUGGGGCUCAGACGGUAUUGCCAAAAGUGCAGAGGUGAAGGAAGAGGCCUCUCCUACCUGGGGCUGCCCCCCUCUUCGGGGAAGAUGGACCUUGGGGUACAGGUGGGGGGUGGGACUCACACUCAGACCGCCACCCAGCCUACCUCCUGUGCUGACCAGGGAGGGCCUGGGCCUGCACCAUCCCCAAUCCUAAAGGCCGUGGGACCAGGCCCCCCACUCUGACUGCUGUCCCCCCCAGCCAGGACUUUAUGGGGGAGACCAGGGGAAGGAGGAAAGCAGAUGCCAACCGAGACCAGUUUUUUCUCUUUGUAUGAGAGCAGAUGCUAUGGGUUUCCCACUGUUACUUCAAGCUGAAACUGUAAGUGGUUUCCUGCCACUCUGUAUGUAGAUAUAUCGACUUUGUAUUAAAGGAAGAUUGUCUGAAA
Molecule: messenger RNA, 8239 nt
Organism: Monodelphis domestica (gray short-tailed opossum)
Lineage: Eukaryota; Metazoa; Chordata; Mammalia; Didelphimorphia; Didelphidae
Source: RefSeq, a predicted model, not a curated record